AGUCCUCGAGGAUGUUCUGCGUCCAGCGGUCAGUCAGUGUUGCCUGGGACCUGAGCGUGUGUGCUCAGCCCUCCACAACAACUGCUAUUCAGUGAGCGAAGUGUCCAUUGCGUUACCUGAACUACAUGGUGUUCGCACACUUGCCCAGUGAUAACAGCGUGCAGGUAUUUGCUACUGUGAGGUGUUAGAAAUACUCGCACCGGUGAACGUUGGUCUGGGACCUGGACAAACUUACCACCACGAGUCACAACAUCAUCACCAACACUGGCGACGAAUCUUGCAUUCUGCUCAGGGGGACGUCAUCGGCGAGGGUGGUCACUCGUCUUUCCAGUUUCUAUACUUUGACCUUGAAGCUGUGCAUGCUGCCCGUUAGAAACUUUUAAACUCCUCGUCAAGGAGCGAGGAUGCCAGCCAGUGUGGACAUUCGCGCCAUCAUAGGCAGUGUCUUAAACGUUAUCAAAACAAGAGCCAACCAGAUAUGUGCUGCCACUUGCGACGGUCUUGUCCUCAGGAUGCACUACCGCUGGACCUUCUGUCUCCUGUUGGGCGGCUUCCUCACGGUGUGGUACUCCUGGUAUUACCGUGAUGUCAUCACGUGCGUGUCGCACUUCAACGCUGAGACUCAGGUCCGCCUCGACUACAUCAAUAUUUGUCUCUCAUACCCUUACAUCGAAGAUAAUGGUUCCAAGAGAUACUUACUCUUCUACCGCUGGAUAUCUUGGUCACUCCUCGUCCUAGCUGGAGUGUAUUACAUCCCACGUAAAGUCUCCAAGAACUUCGACAACGCAAGAUGCAAGAAACUUUUGGAAGACCUUGCCGCCAACGCUCACGCAUAUGACCACAUAGAGAAAGACCUGGUGGAGAGAGCCGCUAGAUACAUCACUUUUAAUAUCAAGACCCACGAUGGACUCUACUGGAAAUAUCUUACUGUCAAUGUCCUAGCAUUAAUUAUUGAUAUUUUUGGUAUGCUGUUCUUGAAUUUCAUACUCCAGGGACGAUUUAUUCAGUACGGAUUUAAGUCUUAUCCAUUUAACAGAGAUCCUCAGAAGUUCACAGAUUACAUGUCACAAACAUUCCCUCCAUUUGCCUCUUGCGAGCUUUCUAAUGAAAAUCAACUCGUAAACAAACGUAUAGAAAAGUUUGGUUGUCACCUAACAAUAAUGGAGCUGUACGAAAAGGUGUUUCUGAUCGUGUGGUUGUGGAUGAUCGUGCUGACCUUCGUCACCUGUUGCUACAUUGUCUUCCUUGGGUUAAUGUGGCUCCCCUGCGUGCAAGUUUACCUUCUCCGCACUGCGAAGCCUGUCCACGUCAGCAGUAAAGUCCGAGGGGUCGUGCAUGCAGUGGCAAAGAACUGCAAGAUCGGUGACAUUUAUCUCCUGUACCGCGUGAGGGGACACCUGAGCCAUGCCAGGUUCUACGAGCUGAUGACACGGCUGUCGGAUCCUGCUCUGUUCACCAAGCAGAUUCAGCAAGCCCCACCCGGAAAAAUCCCAGAUGGCAAGGAUAAGAUGCCGCCAAACAACCAGACGGAUACUCUGAGGAACCGGCACCCGAAUUUACCCCAAGAUCCACUAAUGAAUCCUGAAUAUCUGCAUCAACUUCUUGUCAACCAGGAAAUGAUGAACAGACACCCUCAGAACCCUGCCGGACGUAAUCCAUUGCUCAAAAAUAACAGUAACAUUCUCAUCGAAUAGUCCAGUCAUGUAAACUAUUAAGUUACUAAUGUGCUAUAGUUCUCAUGGGGCUUCAUACCCCAUGGAAGCUGAUUGUUUUUUAGUCUUUCUUAUAUUUUAACUUCCACCUUUUGAUACUGUGAAGUGAAUUCUCCCAUUCCUUCUCUGUCACCCAAGUUCUUCAUCUAUUGCUUUUUGCUUUCUCUUAUUAUAUACAUUCCAUUGUUAUUACUUGUAAAUUAAGCAAAUUAUCUAACUAGUGCAGCUAUCCGUAACUCUCAAGAGAAGCUUGCAUUCUAGGAUGCCUUUGGCAACAAGAAAUUAGUUUUUAUAAGGGAUCAAGUGCCUUACACUCCAACGUCAAUUAUAAAGCUGUGAUAUGUCACUAGGUUUAAGUGAUAUGUUAAAACUGGGUUCUUCUAAUGUAAUAAUUAUUAUUUUCUUGAACUCAGUGAAUGCCAAAUGUUAUGGUGUAUGGGCGUGUCCUGAUAUACACUGUUUACAAAAUAUAAAAAUAUGUGUGUGCUUUGUAUUGCGUUUUAAUAAAGACUUUUUUGUAAUA
Messenger RNA from Cherax quadricarinatus, 2235 nucleotides. Its product is annotated as innexin inx2. Gene Ontology annotation, molecular function: gap junction channel activity. Lineage: Eukaryota; Metazoa; Arthropoda; Malacostraca; Decapoda; Parastacidae. The record is from RefSeq and is a predicted model, not a curated record. Gene Ontology annotation, cellular component: gap junction; plasma membrane.